AUGCCCUCGUCAUAUUUUCCCUCCAUCGCCAUUCCGCCGAUAGAUAUUCGCGAUAAAGACGUGGCUUCGCCUGCCACAUCCCCCGUUGUGCCGCCCUCCCCCACUUCUACUUCUCAUACAUCCAACAGCACUGAUGCCGGUGACACGACGCCCUCCGCUCUACAUCCGCGCGUUGCAGUUAUACUGGGAGUAGAUCGGAAAUGGUGGGUUCCUCUCCUAGUCUGUCGGGCUCUGAGCACUGCGCCUGCUGCAUGGUGGGGACUCCGCUGUGCCUUUACUUUCCUGGCCGAGCUCUUACAUAUCCGGCCGGGAAUGGGACGUGAGGGAUGGGCGGCGGCGAUCGUUGGGAGUGUCGGAGCGGACUGGGACGUUGAGAGGAGAUUUCGUGUCACGGAGGUAGCAUUGGCUAUUAUGUGGUGCUGUGCAUCUGCAUAUCUUUCUUAUUUUUUUGCGGAUUGUAUGAUGUCUCGCUGGCUUUUGAAUUAUACCCCCCCGGCUGUUGUUAUUCGUCUCCUCACAACGAAUGGUUUAAUUGCGUACAUCACAUCUUGGGUUCUUUACCUAUCAGGCGCAUCUUCCGACCCUCGUCUUCUUUUACCAGCUUGGAUCUCAAUUACAACUACAUUGACCUUUUUGUACCAUGCCACCCAGAAUCAUGCUACGAUCAAACGUGAAACUGCUGCCUCGCUCCUGGUGGUUUCCGUGGCCAGCUUUGUCAGUAUGUCUUCACUACUUCUACAGCUACACUUGACACGCGAGAAUGAACCCGAAGUACCGCUCUUCGUCUUGACGCGGAAAAUAUGGGAUUUCGCAGUUGAAGUUGUCCAGAGCAUGCGAGUUGCAAAUGACCGGGUUCGGGAGCUCUAA
Aspergillus calidoustus is the source of this 867-nucleotide messenger RNA. Lineage: Eukaryota; Fungi; Ascomycota; Eurotiomycetes; Eurotiales; Aspergillaceae. The record is from the annotation of a GenBank genome assembly.